UGGGAGAAAAAUUCGGUUUCCUUGUUAUAUUUUACACUUGUGCCGUUAUGUAUAAUUGGUCCAUUUCUCUGUUGCCACCUAUUGUAUUUGAUAUUCUAUUUGGUUUAACAUGAAUAUCUAUAAUCAACAAAUUAAACGAAAUAGAUCAAAUAUCAAUGUAACAUUUGAAACCCAGACAAGUAGAGGCCCUAGAAACCAAAGAAUCUGAAAACGUUUUCUGUUCAAAAAAUUCUGAACAUUGGAAAUAUUGGGAUUCCGAACCAGAGCCUAGCAGCAAGGAAGUGUUAAACCCUGUACUCCGGGUUCUGAGGUUCUGGAGAUCCUGGAUCUCUGUAAUAGCUCCUGUUGUUCUAAUAGCUAUACCAUUAACAGCAGAUCCUAAAAAUGAAAAGGCUAUGUGGUGUGCCUACAAUAUUCUGGUGUGUGCAGUAUAUUGGAUUUGUGAAUGUACCCCCCUGGCAAUUACAUCUUUACUACCUGUGGUUUUACUACCCUUGACGGGGGUGGUGAGCACCAACGAUGUUUGUAUCAACUAUAUGAAGGGAACAAACAUGAUGUUCAUGGCCGGCCUUGUAAUGGCAAUAGCUGUGGAGCACUGCGGACUUCACAUCAGAAUUGCGCUCAAUAUAAUACAAGGAGUUGGGACCAGUAAGAGAAUGCUGAUGCUUGGAUUCAUGCUUUGUGCAAUGUUCCUCUCCAUGUGGAUCUCUAACACUGCCGCGACCGCCAUGAUGGUUCCGAUCGUUGACGCGAUCCAUAAAGCGAUCAAUACAUCUAAGGAAGACGAACUGGAAGAUGGAAAGAAUAAUGAAGAACUCGAGGCAAAACUUAAAAAUUCUAAAUCUCGAAAUUUCCUUCUCCUUUCAGUGGCAUAUGCGUCAAAUAUAGGGGGUACCGGAGUACUGACAGGGUCUCCUCCUAACCUUGUCGUUGUCUCCUCUCUCACUAAAGAAUUUGGACAGUCCGAGGUCAGCUACGCUACCUGGUUGGCAUUUAACAUUCCUCUGAUGCUUCUCAAUACGUUCGCAGCCUGGGUCCUCCUCAUCGUUAUAGAGAGGUAUGUGAGCCGGCAUGAACCACAACCAACCCCCGAGAGUGAACUUCAAGUAAAAAUUAUACUUCAAGAGAAAAAGAAGGAGCUUGGAUCUAUGAACGCUCAUGAAAUUCAGGUUUUAAUCCUCUUUAUUCUUCUGGUUCUACUUUGGUUCUUUCUGGAACCUGUUUUUAUUACAGGCUGGGCCAGCUUCUUCGAACCGACUAAAAUUAACACCGCUACCCCGGCAGUAUUUAUCGUUUGGCUUCUGUUUCUUCUCCCCCAGAAGUAUGGUACAAAAGAACCAUCUCCAGCUCUACUAGACUGGCAUACAGUUGAGAAGAAACUACCCUGGGGAGUAAUUCUUCUGCUAGGAGGAGGGUUUGCUCUAGCAGAUGCCUCUAAAAGUUCUGGACUAUCGAACUAUAUGUCAGAGCAGUUGUUGAGUUUAAGGGAUUUAGAAGUUUGGCAGAUAAAUCUCCUUAUUUCCUUCAUAGUAACAUUCGUUACUGAGGUUGCCUCCAACACAGCUACAGCAACUAUUGUUGUACCAAUCAUCAUGCAGAUGUCGGUGUCCCUGUGUGAGAAUCCUAUCUAUAUGAUGAUGACAGCAGCUAUCUGCUGUAGUUAUGCUUUUAUGCUACCUGUUGCUACAGCACCUAAUGCUAUUGUGUUUAGCCACAGUACAAUGAAGACUUCAGGUACAAUGCUUUAACUAAUGCUUUAAAUAAAUAUUGGGGAAAAGUUAAGUAAG
Messenger RNA from Eurytemora carolleeae, 1787 nucleotides. RefSeq names its product solute carrier family 13 member 5. The record is from RefSeq and is a predicted model, not a curated record. Gene Ontology annotation, biological process: citrate transport; monoatomic anion transmembrane transport. Lineage: Eukaryota; Metazoa; Arthropoda; Copepoda; Calanoida; Temoridae. The transcript has 16 exons. Gene Ontology annotation, molecular function: citrate transmembrane transporter activity; succinate transmembrane transporter activity. Gene Ontology annotation, cellular component: membrane. Bases 396 to 1748 code for a protein of 450 amino acids.